This is a messenger RNA of Xyrauchen texanus (razorback sucker), 7997 nucleotides long. Its product is annotated as zinc finger protein 26-like. Gene Ontology annotation, cellular component: nucleus. Gene Ontology annotation, biological process: regulation of transcription by RNA polymerase II. Lineage: Eukaryota; Metazoa; Chordata; Actinopteri; Cypriniformes; Catostomidae. Gene Ontology annotation, molecular function: RNA polymerase II cis-regulatory region sequence-specific DNA binding; DNA-binding transcription activator activity, RNA polymerase II-specific. The transcript is spliced from 6 exons. The record is from RefSeq and is a predicted model, not a curated record. The coding region runs from base 311 to 2374 and encodes 687 amino acids.
AAAAAACCCUGAAAGAAGUUGUUGUUUUGACGUCAUAAUGAAUGCGCUGCAGCUCCGCUGUCUGUUGUGAUUCGGCUGAUUAAAGAUCUGCUGCUCCAUAACACACAACGGGUAUGAUUCACCUCUGCAGUGAAGCCUCUCCCAUAGCAAUUCAUCAAAAUUGCUGUGAUUAUUACAGUUAUCCUUCAAGUGAAUAAAUUAAGGUAGUAUAUGAAGAGGGACAAAUCCAAUUGUAACCACUGAAAUCUACUGAGAUACUACUGGAAAACAGAAGUUUGUUAAAGGGGAGUUUAAAGAGGAGAGUGAAGACAUGAGUGAUCCAGAACCACACAGAAUGAAAAAUGAAGAUACUGAGGAACAAAGAGUAAAAGAAGAAUGUCAACUGAAUGGCAUAGAGGAGAAACACCAUCCAUAUCAUCAAAGAACAAGAGGCAACUAUUAUUUUACCUGCUGUCUCUGUGGAAAGAGUUUUACACAAAAAGGAGACCUUAAGCGUCACAUCAGAAUUCAUACUGGAGAGAAGCCUUUCACCUGCUCUCAAUGUGGCAGGAGUUUCAGAGAGAGCGGAGUCUUUAAAUGUCACAUGAGAGUUCACACUGGAGAGAAGCCUUUCACAUGCCAUCAGUGUGGAAAGACCUUUACACAGAGAGGACAGCUUGAUGGUCACAUGAAAAUUCACACUGGAGAAAAGCCCUUCCCCUGCCCUCAAUGUGGAAAGAGUUUCAGAGAAAAGGGAAAUCUUAAGCGUCACAUGAGAAUUCACACUGGAGAGAAACCUUACAUCUGCUCUCAGUGUGGAAAGAGUUUCAAACAAGCAGGCAAUCUCACACUUCAUCUGCAAUCUCACUCUGGAUUAAGACCAUUUAAAUGUGAUCAGUGUGGAAAGACAUUUACGCAGACAUCACAUCUAAAGUUACACCUGACAACUCAUACAAAUGAGAAGCCUUACGUGUGUUCUUUUUGUGGAAAGAGUUUUUCUUACUCAGGACACCUGAAAUCACAUGAGAGAGUACAUACUGGAGAGAAGCCAUACCACUGCACUUCAUGUGAGAAGAGUUUCAGCCAAUCAAGUAAUCUAAAGACUCAUUUAAAAAAGGGUUGUCCAAAAUUGUCACUGGGAGCUUUGUUUCGAGUGAAAAAGAUAAGACCCAUGGCCUACUGGCAAACUAUUGCAAAAAUGAAGUUUGUUAAAGAGGAGUUUAAGGAGGAGAGUGAAGACAUGAGUCAUCCAGAGCCACACAGAAUUAAAAAUGAAGAUCCUGAGGAACAAAAAGACUUGAUAAAAGUAAAAGAAGAAAGUCAAGAGCUGAAUGACGCAGAGGAGAAACACCAUCAGUAUCAUACAUUUGAUCAUUUCGUGACUGGUGAAGAAUCUCUUAGUGGCUCAAAGACUGAAAAGAAUUUCACACCGAAAAGAUCUCAAAGAACAAGAGCCAAAAAUUACUUCACCUGCUGUCACUGUGGAAAGAGUUUCAUAAAAAAAAUAUACUUUAACACUCACUUAAGAAUUCACUCUGAAGAGAAGCCCUACACCUGCCAUCAAUGUGGUAAGAGUUUCAAAUAUAAAGGAAAUCUUCAGCGUCAUGUAAGAAUUCACACUGGAGAGAAGCCUUUCAAAUGUCUUCAGUGUAGAAAGAGUUUCACACAAGCAGGCCAUCUCACAGUUCAUCUGCGCUAUCACUCUGGAUUAAGGCAAUUUAACUGUGAACAGUGUGGCAAGACAUUUACACGGAAAUCACAUCUAAUGGUACACAUGACAACUCAUACUAAUGAGAAGCCUUGCGUGUGUUCUUUUUGUGGAAAGAGUUUUUCUCACUCAGGUCACCUGAAAACACAUGAGAGAGUGCAUACUGGAGAGAAGCCAUACCACUGCACUUCAUGUGGGAAAAGUUUCACAAAGAGAGGUAAUCUAGAUGUUCACAUGAAAAUUCACUCUGGACAGAAGCCCUUCACCUGCCAUCAGUGUGGAAAGAGUUUCAGAGAGAAAGGAGGUCUUCAGCGUCACAUGAGAAUUCACACUGGAGAGAAGCCUUUCACCUGCUCUCAGUGUGGAAAGAGUUUCACACAAGUAGGCCAUCUCACACUUCAUCUGCAAUAUCAUUCUGGAUUAAGACCAUUUAACUGUGAUGAGUGUGGAAAGACAUUUAUGCGUGCAUCACAUCUAAAGUUACACCUGGCAACACACACAAAUGUGAAGCCUUAUGUGUGUUCUUUUUGUGGAAAGAGUUUUGCUCGCUCAGGACACCUGAAAGUACAUGAGAGAGUGCAUACUGGAGAGAAGCCAUACCACUGCACUUCAUGUGGGAAGAGUUUCAGCCAAUCGCGUAGUCUAAAGACUCAUUUAAAAAAGUGUUGCCUUAAGUUAUCAUUGUGAGAAAAGUUACACUUAUGUAUUUAAUAACACAACUAUAGUUAAAAAGUCAUAAAUUCAUUUUAAAAACAUAAAAGAACCAUAAACGUUAGGAACAGGAAAAAAGCAUACAUUGCUAAUAGCUAUCUUAAUUUGUAUUUUUGUCUUUUUACAGUAAAAUAUUGUCUAGGUUACUGUUGUAACCCCCGUUCCCUGAUGGAGGGAAUGAGACUUUGUGUCGAUGUAGUGACACAAGGGUCUCUCUUGAGAGCCUUGGUUGCCUCUGAACUUUGAGAUAAGGCCAAUGACAAAUUGGCGAACAGAAUUUGCAUGCCCCUCCCCCUGAUAUACGGGUAUAAAGGAGGGCGCAUUCGGCUGUUCAUUCAGGUUUUGCACUGAGGAGCCGAGAAUAAGGUUCAGCCGUUACAGCGGUUGGUACAGUGUUGUGGCAAGAAGGACACACGGGUCCACUGACAGGGGGACCGUACUGUGGAAAAUACGACACGGGGUUACCGUGAUAACUGACACCUGUGGAGCACCUAAACCAGUACAGAGUAAUUAAUAUCCGUAGUGGGUCUGGUCGGGAAUUCCUCUGCCAAAUUUGGGAGGCAGAGGGCUAGGGAGGAAGGACAUCCAGGGAGUGCAAGUUUGUGAACUCGCCUGGGAGUAAGAGCGCACGUGUUUGCCUCAGUGGAGGGGAAAGGCGCUAUGCGCAAGCUGUACACCUGGUCAGCUGUUCCGUAUUACCGAAUUCUACAUGCUUGGACCUGACAAAACACGGGACAAGACUGACUCAACCCGGAGAUUAUAGAAUCUUGCAAAGGUAUUGGGUGUUGCCCAGCCUGCCACUCUAGAUGUCUGCUAGAGAGGUGCUAUUGACCAGUGCCCACAAGGAUGCCACACUCCUCGUAGAGUGUGCUCAAACCCGCAAGGGGGCGGGCACGGCCUGGGUCUGAGGCCAAUGCAAUGGUGUCGACGACCCAGUUGGCAAGCCUCUGUUUAGAGACAGCAUUCCCUUUCUGCUGUCCGCCAAAGCAAACAAAGACAUAGCCCGGUCUGGGUCUUAGGAUGACAUGAGCAUCUGCCAGACUGAACUCCAGGCAAGAGUCGCUGAAGAGAACGCUUGCAGGUCCCAACCCUCUUGAUGUAAGCGAGCGCAAUCACAAGGUCCGUCUUCAGGUAGAGGGCUUUUAGCUCAACUGACUUUAGUGGCUUGAAGGGGGCUCUCUGAAGGCCCACAAGGACCACGGAGAUAUCUCAUUAGGGGAAGAGGCAUGACCUGUGAGGAUUCAACCUCCAGGUGCCUCUAAGGAACCUGAUGAUCAAGUUGCGCUUCCCUAAGGAUGGUAAUCCACUGCAUCAUGGUGAGCCGAUAUAGCGGCUACAUACACCUUCAAGAUGGAGGGGGACAGCCGCCCCUCCAACCUCUCCUGCAGGAAUGAGAGCACUGAUCCGACUGUGCACCUCUGUGGGUCUUCUGAUUGGAAAGAGCACCAGUUUGUGAACAGAUGCCACUUUAGGGUGUAAAGCUGCCUGAAAGAGGCUCCUCUGGCUUGGUUGAUCGUUUCUAAUACAGCUGGUGGUAGGCCACUUAUCCCUUCCAAGGGCAAGACGUGGAGGUUCCAGAGGUCUAGGCGUGGAUGUCAGAAGGUGACUGAACCUGAGAAAGAAGGUCCAUCCUCAGGGGAAUCCGCCAGGGAGGUGCUGCCGUGAGGAACAUGAGGUCCGAGAGCCAAGUUUGAGUGGGCCAGUAAAGAGCCACUAAAAUGACUUGUUCCUCAUCCUCCAUGACCUUGCACAGCACCUUUGCAAGUAGGCUCACUUGGGGAAACACGUAUUUGCACAGGGAGGACUUUGUACUGAUACGCCUAGCCCUCAAACGCGAACCGUAGGAAGGGUCUGUGUCAGGGCAAGAUCGAGACGUGGAAGUACAUGUCCUUCAUGUCUAUCGCUGCUAACCAAUGCUAAUCUUGAUGCAGAACGCAUGUUAGAAUAUGUCUCUGUGUGAGCAUCUUGAACGGGAGUUUGUGUAAGGCCCGGUUGAAAACUCGCAGGUCCAAGAUUGGAUGCAACCCACCAACUUUUUUGGGUUUGAUGAAGUAAGGGCUGUUGAAACCCUUCUUCAUCUCGGCUGGAGAGACAGGCUCUAUUGCGUUCUUGUGUAAAAGAGUUGCGAUUUCCGCCCGCAGGGUGUUGGCGUUCUUGCUGUGCACCGAAGUGAAGAGGAUGCCUCUGAAACGGGGCGGGUGCCUGGCGAGCUAAAUUGCGUAGCUGAGUCAGAUGGUCCUCGCUUGCCACGCGCGAGGGGCACUAAGGGGAUGACCACAUUUGACGUACCCAGUGGCCUUGAACUUCGCGGCGGGGGGAGCAGGUAGUAUUGCGUUGGGAGGCAAGGUUGUCUCCCUUGACAUUCGUGCUGAGGAAAGGCUCAAAGCACUUACCUUGCUCUGCGUACCUGGCAUAGGGCGGGUUGGUGACUGAAGAGGAGGUCCUGUGGAGACGUCCUCUGGACUCAUCAGAACAGGCCGGCCGUGGGUCUGUACGUGAUACAGUCGCGGGCGUGGAGGCGAAUGGUCCGCAUCCAAGGUACCAUGCUCCAUGAGAACGCCGUAUGUGUGCACCGGCUAGGUGACCCAAGAAAUGAGGAAAUCGCUCUUUUAUUGACAAUGUGGGUACCUUAGCCUGAAAGGGGUGUGGCAAAGGAAAAGAAGGAUGCCAAGGAUUUUCCACCCGGCCCUCCACUGGGGGAUGGAGUGGUCUGUCUACCAGCUCCACGGUGAACAUUUAGUUCCUCGGUUCAUCCGUCUCAGGAACGCUUGGGAGCCUUCCAGGUCCUCGAUGAUGUUCGAGUGAUGGGGGGCUUCCACUUCCAUCUGGACGAUCUACGCGGGGGCUGAGACCUGGGCCCAGGUUGAGAUGGAGCUGCCUGUUGUCUUGCAGCCGCAGGGGGACGUCCUCGGCGCGCUGUGACCUUCGUGGCCCGGAGAGCGAGGUCAGUUGCUGAGCGCAGUUCCUGCAGCACAUCAGGAUUACCCAAGUGCAGAUCGUUUAGUGCCUUGGCUUGGUGGACUUGCAGGAGGGCCUUGUCAUGCAGGGCGGAGGCGCCUGUCCGAUGGCACUGUAGGCUUUUGCACCGAAAAGAGACAACGUCUUCCUACAGGCCUUGGAGGGGAGUGCUGGGCAAUUACGCCAGGUGGCCGCAUUAACCGCUUUGUCCACCUGGGGGAUCUCCAUGUACCUGUGGGCCGCUUCGGGCAGUUUUGGGUAGUAAAAGGUGCCCUCCAUGUGUACUCUUUUAGAGAAAAUACUCUUUUAGAGGUUAUUUGCUCUUUAGAAGCUGUCAAAGCACCCAGGGGCGUAGACUACACUGGCGUGUAGAGAAAAGCCGCUGGUAACGAGCCAUAAGAUCCAACAGCAAAGCUCUGUAGAGGUGAGUGGAGCAGAAGUGGAAAUGUCAGCUUGUUGAACACACAACAUGAAAAAAAAAUCGGAAUGAACAGCCGUAUUGUGCCCUCCUUUAUACCCAUAUGUUCGGGGGAAUGGCAUGCAAAUUCUGUUCGCCAAUUUUUCAUUGGCCUUUUCUCAAAGUUCAGAGGCAACCGAGGCUCUCAAGAGAGACACCUAGUGUCACUACAUCGACACAACAUUGGGUGAGUGACAGAAGGGGAACUAAACAUUCUUUAAGCAAGAUAAAUUUACUUAACAAGCAAAAUGGCGUAAGAUAUUAAAUCUUCUUUUGGGAGAAAUCGAACUGAAUUCAGUGAGUUUUAAGUCUAAAACAAGAAAAAAAAUAUUUGCCAAUGGGGUAAAAAAAAUAAACUUAAAGGGAAAAUGUAUUUUUCUUACAGCAUUGUAAGAUUUUUUUUUCUUGUUUUAAGCAUAAAUUUAACUAAAUUUUGUCAGAUUUCACUUAAUUUAUUUAGCCAUUUUGUUUUUUAACUAAUUAUAUCAUGUUUUAUAAAUGCUUAGAUGUUUUUUCUUAGAAACAACACAAAAUAAACUAAAUAUGUGCUGUUUAUAAAUGAUCAUAACCUUGUAUAACAGGUUAUGUAUAACAUUAGAAUGACAUAAUUUAUCUUAAGCAUUUAACAUAAAAGAGUGAAAUCAAAUUGGGGUUCAAUUCAUGCAUUAUUCCUUUGUCACAAUUGAAUUGAUAUUGGUCAACAUGAUAUGAUAAACCUUCUGAUAACAUAAAAUGAAUGCACUGUUUAUACCUGGUAUUAUUACACGGUGCUCUGGAAUACUCUUUUCUGAUUGGUCAAUGUUGUUGUCAACUACACUUGGAUUAAGACAUAUCAGACCGAUCAUUCAGCCAUUAAAAAUUAUCUUUCCUGCUUUUAGGAUCACUUUGUGUAAUCACCCUGUCAGGGUUUAUUUUGCGAUAACAACUGGAUGACUGCACAUUAUCCCUUACUUAACAUGCAUUUUGGUCAAUCAAAUAACAAGUGGUCAAGUGAGACACAUUAACGUUUACACCUGGUAUUUAAAGGUGUCUCAUUUGUCCACUUGUGAAGCAUUUCUAAGAAGGGAGGGUGUAUUGGCAGGUCUCUGAUUGUGUCACUACAUAAUGAAAGAAGGACAGUCAAAAACAGCAUAGUGAAUGGUAAAGUAAAUGGAAAAGUAGACUAAGGAAAAGAUAGUAUUACAGAUGCCUUUAAUUUCGCUUUGAUAUCCGCUAGACCACACAGAAUGUUUUGGGUGAUUGGUUUAAAUGUGAUUUAAUGUAAAUAUACUGUCUGCAUGUGCUGUGUACUGCAAAGUGAAUGUGUGAAGCACGCACAUAUGCUGAAAAGUCCACAUUUUAUGUGCAUCGCACGCUGAUCUUAUUGAAGGAAAAACAGAGCGCUCAUUCACUGUGACAAGCGCAGCACCUGCAGACUAUAUAUUUAUAUAAUUAAAUAGCAAAAAUCCCAUUGGCUCAUAUAUAACCAGCAUUUUAUCUGAAAGUGUAAAACUACCAUCAAAACACAGAACCAGAAAUGCCUUCACGUCAAAAUAAAAGCUUGAUGCCUGAAAUUUAAGAAAUUGUAACAGAUAUAUUACAAGUGUUUAGUGAAAUGCUGUUGUAUUAGCAUUUCACUAGAGCAUAGUUUUAGAUCAUGUUGUGAGGAUUUUUACUAAAGCACUUCAUUAAAAGAUGUAAUUGAUUUGUUGGAUUCAUUUGAUUAGACACAAUUUUGAUUUUGAAAUGUAAUUAAGCUUUUAAACAUGGAAUUUGGUACAAAACUGAAAAAAUAAAACUGCAUGCAGUCCUACUUAAAACUUGUAAAAACUUGAAGCAAUGUUUACUUAAUUGAGAAACACUUGAUGGAAACGUGCUAUAGUUUUAUCUAAUUAUAUAAAUUGAAAUUUUACAUUUUAAUAGCCUAAAGCGGUGUGUUCAAUAUCAUAUUACCUAUUUUUUCUGUGGUUUUUAAAUUAGUUUUGAGAAUCUUGAAAUUUUACUGAUAUCUGUAACCACAACAGAAAGUAUCAUGACAACACUACUCUCAACUCUCUCUUGCUUCCUGUCUUUUGGUCUACUUCACCCAGGAGGUACGCAUACUGGUUUAUGCGUAUCUAUAUAUUUAAUGUAUACAGUUUAUAACUACUUCAUCUAAAUUAUAACCAUCUGAUGUAACUGUUCAUUAACUGUUAUUAAACAUUA